Messenger RNA from Paramuricea clavata, 369 nucleotides. Lineage: Eukaryota; Metazoa; Cnidaria; Anthozoa; Malacalcyonacea; Plexauridae. The record is from the annotation of a GenBank genome assembly.
AUGGCGGAUUUCCUCGGAAAUAACACUAUUUUUAAUCCCAAUAACAGUGCAUAUCGUCGAGGCCAUUCCACCACUACUACCAUGUUAGCUAUCAGAGAUGAUAUCCUUAGGGCAAUGAAAAGAGGCGAAGUGACUAUUGCAGUUCUGGCGGAUUUUUCGAAAGCCUUUGAUACAGUCGCCUAUCAAAUCGUGUUAUCCAAGCUGCAUCGCUUAGGAUUUUCGAAUACCUCCUUGAAAUGGCUAAUAAGCUAUCUGACAGAUAGAAAACAGUACGUCCAAGUGGACGAUCGUUCUUCCGAGCGUGUUGGCGUAACCUUCGGAGUACCGCAGGGAUCGAUUUUAGGUCCAGUUAAAUUUAUACGUCAAUGA